This is a messenger RNA of Cynara cardunculus var. scolymus (artichoke), 1124 nucleotides long. RefSeq names its product L-ascorbate peroxidase 3-like. Gene Ontology annotation, biological process: cellular response to oxidative stress; hydrogen peroxide catabolic process; response to reactive oxygen species. The record is from RefSeq and is a predicted model, not a curated record. The transcript has 10 exons. Gene Ontology annotation, molecular function: peroxidase activity; heme binding. The coding region runs from base 148 to 1014 and encodes 288 amino acids. Lineage: Eukaryota; Viridiplantae; Streptophyta; Magnoliopsida; Asterales; Asteraceae.
UCUCAAACAUAAUCCUUUACUUGUCUUCUCUCUUAUUCAUUUCUUCUCUCUCUCUCUCUCUCUAGAUUUCUCCUCCAUUUACAGAAGGAAGACGAAGAAAUUUAGCCUUGUGUUCGAUCAGGGAGAAAUUAAUUGAUCAAAUCAUAAAUGGCGGCAGCAGCACCUGUAGUGGAUGAACAGUAUUUGAAGGAGAUAGAAAAGGCUCGUCGAGAUCUUCGUGCUCUCAUCUCUAGCAAAAAUUGUGCUCCUAUCAUGCUUCGUUUAGCAUGGCACGAUGCAGGCACUUAUGAUGCUAAAACAAAGACUGGAGGCCCAAAUGGAUCAAUCCGGAAUGAGGAAGAGUACAAGCAUGGAGCAAACAGUGGUUUGAAAAUUGCAAUUGAUCUCUGUGAAGAAGUGAAGGCCAAACAUCCAAGAGUUACGUAUGCUGAUCUCUAUCAGCUUGCUGGAGUUGUUGCAGUUGAGGUGACGGGAGGCCCCACCAUUGAUUUUGCACCCGGAAGGAAGGAUUCAAAUGUGUCACCUGAUGAAGGACGUCUUCCUGAUGCCAAGCAAGGUCCAUCACAUCUCCGUGAUGUCUUCUAUCGGAUGGGCUUAUCUGACAAGGAUAUAGUGGCACUUUCUGGUGGUCACACUUUGGGGAAAGCACAUCCUGAGAGAUCAGGAUUUGAUGCAAAACCUUGGACCAGAGAUCCUUUGAAGUUUGACAACUCAUAUUUUGUGGAGGUCCUGAAGGGAGAUUCUGAUGAAAUGUUGCUGAAACUUCCUACUGAUACAGCCUUAUUGGAUGACCCAAGCUUUCGUUUCUAUGUCGAACUUUAUGCAGAGGAUGAAGAGGCAUUCUUCAAAGACUAUGUUGAAUCACACAAGAAGCUUUCAGAGUUGGGUUUCACCCCACCAUCUUCUCUCAAAUCAAAGAAUGCUGCUGCAUUAUUGGCCCAAAGUGCUGUGGGAGUUGCUGUUGCUGCUUCUGUGGUCAUCCUUAGUUACUUCUAUGAAAUCAACAGAAAAUAACAACCCAGACAUUUGAUGUAUGAAAACAUGCCCAAAAUAAAACAAACACAAACCCUCGUGAUGAUUUGCAUUCAUAAAUAAAUCAAUACAUUGCAAUUGCUUUGCUUAUU